AUGGAUGAAAGGAAAAAAAAGCUUGAAAAAUUGGUAGCUAAACGUAGAGUAACUGACGAAUCUAACGAAGGAGAUAAUAACGAGUUGAUUUCAAUAUUUUUAAAUAUUUCAAGUAAAAAGAAUAAACCAAAGUCAACAUCUAAUGCGGCAGCGCCUGCGAAAGCUUCAAAGUCAAAAGGUUCUCCCACUGCAAAACCUAAGCAACCUUCACCUUCCGCAGAAAAAUCUAAAGGGGUUAGACUAACACGUCAAGAUCAAUAUGAAGAAGAUGGUUUCAUCGUGGAAGAAGAAGAAGUGGAAGAAGAAUCAGAAACUGACAGUGCUUCGGUGUCUGAAGAGAUUAAUGAUUCAAAGAGAAGAUCACAUAAGAAAAAUAAACGAGAAUCAGAUUCAGAAGAUUUUGAAUUAUCAGAUGAAGAUCUUGCAGAGAUUGAUAAAAGUUCAAUCAUAAAGGAACGAAGGACAAGAGGAAUAAAGUUUGAUUUUACAGGAAUGGAUCCUUCCGAUGAGCAAUGA
Messenger RNA from Funneliformis geosporum, 516 nucleotides. Lineage: Eukaryota; Fungi; Glomeromycota; Glomeromycetes; Glomerales; Glomeraceae. The record is from the annotation of a GenBank genome assembly.